CGCUACGGAGGUCGUGACAGAGGCGAGCGGCCGGACAGGCCGGACAGACCUGACAGGGGGGACAGGGGUGACAGGGGUGACAGAGACUACGACCGCCGUGCGCCCAGACGCGGGGAUGACGAGAGGCGACGCGAUAACAGGAGGGACCGCGACCUGUUCGAUGACCGGAGGCGGCCACGCGAAGAUAGGAGAGACAGAGAUCGCGAUGGCGACCGUAACCGCCCAGACCGUGAUCGUGAUGGCGAUCGUGACCGUGACCGUGACCGUGGACAGGAUAGGGACGAUAUGCGGCAGCUUGAACGCCAGCAGAGGCAGCGCAGCGCAUCGCCACCACGCAAGCCCAAAGAGCCCACGCCCGACCUGACCGACGUGAUACCUGUCCUCGAGCGCAAGCGCAGACUGACCCAAUGGGACAUCAAGCCGCCCGGCUACGAGAACGUUACCGCGGAGCAAGCUAAGCUGUCCGGCAUGUUCCCGCUGCCCGGCGCGCCGAGACAGCAACCCAUGGAUCCAUCUAGGCUGCAGGCCUUCAUGAACCAGCCUGGCAACCAAGCCAACACCAGUGCGCUGAAGCCAUCCACAGCCCGUCAAUCCAAGCGUCUCUUCGCCUACAACAUCCCGCCAAAUGUCAACGAGAGCAUGAUCAGCGACUUCUUCAACCUGCAGCUCAAUGGUCUGAAUGUUACACGCGGUGUCGACCCUUGCAUCUCCGCUCAGCUCAGUCAGGAUCUGACGUACGCUCUUCUCGACUUCAAGACAUCCGAGGACGCCACGAAUGCGAUGGCUCUGGAUGGCAUCACUAUGCCAGAGCACAUGGAGGUCAUGAACGGCUCCGCGAACGGUAACAGCCAAGGCCUGAUCAUUCAGCGUCCAAAAGAUUACAUCGUUCCGGCUGUGGUCGACGACACCGAGCACGAGGCAGGCGUCUUGUCGAGCACCGUCCCCGACACCCAGUUCAAGAUCUCAAUAACCCACAUCCCUUCUUACCUCACCGAAGAACAAGUCCAGGAGCUACUCGUUUCGUUCGGAGAGCUCAAGAACUUCGUCCUGGUCAAGGACGCCGGCACCGAUCAGAGCCGCGGCAUCGCUUUCUGCGAGUACAAGGACGCGAAGAACACGACUGACAUUGCGGUUGAGAGUCUCAACGGUAUGGAAUUGGGUGAUAGUCAUCUGAAGGUCCAACGCGCCAGUAUCGGCACCCAGCAGGUCGGCGGUGAAAUGACGGUCAACGCCAUGAGCAUGAUGGCAAGUGCGGCCGGGGGCGCCGAUCGCGACGCAAGCAGGGUCUUGUGCUUGAUGAACAUGAUCACGCCCGAGGAGCUGAUGGAUGCUGAUGAAGCUGAUGAAAUCCUAGAGGACGUCAAAGAAGAAUGCGCGAAAUACGGCGCCAUCAUCGAUGUCAAGAUGCCACGUCCUUCCAGCGGCAGCCGUCAGAGCAACGGUAUUGGCAAGAUCUACGUCAAGUAUGAGAAGCCGGAGGCGGCGCAGAAGGCUCUCGCGGCGCUUGCGGGGAGGAAGUUCGCGGAUCGUACCGUUGUGGUUACGUUCUUCGGGGAGGAGUACUUUGAUGUUGGGGCUUGGUAAGUGAGGCGCGCUAGGCUCUUCAAGUAUGCGAGUCGUGAUCGAGAGCACGCAGCAAUGGCAGGCAGGCAGGAAGGCGGUGCGGUAGUGACAAAGUUGUGGUGCGAGUCGGAGGUGGAGGGCUUCUGAUGAACCGGGUGUCUAGCAAUGCAAGCAGUAAAGCAUGGUCUGCCGUUAGCGAUGCUGCUCAGAAAGGAGGGCGAGCGUCACCAGCUUGUCGCAUACGCCCGGGCGCUGCGAGCGAAAACCUAUUAGGUCUUCAGCGGACGUUCAGCGUGUACCUGUAACAUAAGUCGAUUCGAAAAGCAUUCAAACUUCAGAGCUAGGAACAUGGGUGGUACCUGCAUCUACUGCC
Molecule: messenger RNA, 1936 nt
Organism: Baudoinia panamericana UAMH 10762
Lineage: Eukaryota; Fungi; Ascomycota; Dothideomycetes; Mycosphaerellales; Teratosphaeriaceae
Exons: 3
Coding region: 286-1584 (432 amino acids)
Biological process (GO): mRNA processing
Cellular component (GO): U2-type prespliceosome; nucleus; U2AF complex
Molecular function (GO): pre-mRNA 3'-splice site binding; poly-pyrimidine tract binding
Source: RefSeq, a predicted model, not a curated record